CUUACACAAAGUAUGUACGUAACACCUCGGCCAGACAUGUUGAGUCGAGUCGAGUAGAGAAGUUUAUAUCGAGGAAAAUAUCCCAGUAUUGUGAAUUGUGUGGCUUUGAACAUGGCUUAAAGUACAUUCAGUGAUGGCCUCAGCAAGCUGGUGCAAAGAAACAGAUGAAAAGAUCAACUACACCAAGCUUUGUAGGUUGCUAGUCGAUGGAGGCACACAAGCACUUUGUUCUGUAUUUGAUGGGAAAUAUCCACCAUCUUCAUUGAAAGACUUCUUAAAUGCUAACAAGACAACACUACAAAAGCUGAAGAAACCACUACAAAAGCUGAAGAAACCAAAAGGGAAAGUACUGAAUAAACCAAAAGGGAAAGUACUGAAUAACGAACAAUGGGACAAACUGUAUCCACCAAAUGGGAGCGACCCUCAAUCUAAAGACUUUGAUAUCACUUUACUGUUUGUUCUUCUAAGAAAUAUUUGUGGACUUACAGCACCAGCAACUGGAUGGGAUGCCUUACCACCUGCAACAGACGACUCACUAGAGGCUAACCUUGCCAGGAUAAAGUACUACAGAAACAAUACAAUAGCACACAUACCAAAUACUGAAAUAAAUGAUGCUGACUUUGAAAAACACUGGCAAGAUAUUUCAACUGCCCUUCUGUCACUGGGACUGAGACAAGAGGAUAUUGAUGCAUUGAAGUCUGCUCGUUUGGGAGAGAAAGACUACAACCAGUUACUCUACGAUUGGUAUAUAUCAGAUAAGGAUGUCAUAACGCGGCUAGAGGUUGUAACUGAUAAACUAGAAGAGGUCUGUAAUGUGUGCAUCGAAGCACGUCAAAUGAAUCAACAGAUCCAACAGCUGGCUACUUCUGAAUUUGGACCAGAAAUAAAUGAAAAAUGUAAGCGUUACCAUCCAAACACCCGUCAGUGGAUUCUAGAUCAAGUCAAAUCCCAUGUUGACAGUGACCACCCAGACUCGUGUAUAAUGCUGAUCACCGCUGGUCCAGGUAUGGGCAAAUCAACUCUUGCUGCUAAGAUCUGUCAGACAUACAAGGAACUUGGAUGUCUUGCAGGAUGUCACUUCUUUCAGUUCAGUAAUGCCACAAGAAACAAUCCAAGGUUGAUGUUGCAGUCCAUUGCAGGGAAGAUGUGUGACACUGUUCCUGGUUAUCGAGAGGCCCUAGAAAGCAAAUUGCAAACAGAUUUGGGUAAGGAGAUAUCCGAGAUGAACUGCGAAGAGCUGUUAACCAUUUUGCUAGAGGAACCAUUGUGUAACGUGGAACAAAAAGACUCUAACUUGGUUGUUGUUAUAGAUGCUUUAGACGAGUGUUCACACGAUCCAAAAGAUGAACUACUGAAGGCACUAAGAAAAAAACUCCCAUGUUUCCCUUCAUGGCUUCGAUUUAUUCUAACCAGUAGACCAUCAACUAAUACCUCUACACUUGGUUCAAUUGUUGCUGUAGAAAUAAGACCAGAAGAUGAAUCUAAUAUGGAAGACCUUAAAAUAUUUUUGAGCUUCGAGCUUAAAGCCCUCUAUCCACAAUGCGACAAUGACGAUAAUUCAGAUCUUCUACAAAACCUAGUGGAAAUGACAGAAGGUUUGUUUUUAGUGGCUUCCUUUGUCAUUAAAUAUUUGGAAACAGAAAAUGUUGCAUCACCAAAGAAAGUUUUGCAACUGUUUCCUAAUGGAAUCUCAUCAGUUUAUGAGAAUUAUUUCUCUCGUCUUAAAGAAGUAUUACUACCUUACAUAUCAGAGAAGGAAGGGUUCUACAAGAUGCUUGAAGCUGUUGUGGCAACCGAAAACCCUUUGCCAAAGAACAUGUUUUACAAUAUUCUUCGUGUCAAGAGUGAGUAUGAUGUCCCUCGCGAAGAGAGAAAGAAAAGAAAAGAUGCGUUAAACUCACUCCAUUGGUUGUUUCCUGUUGAGGGUGAUCACGUGACAGCAUUUAACAAGUCAGUAUUUGAUUGGUUGAUUCUUCAAGAAGAUGAAGGACAUGAAUUCAGUGUUCGUGUAGAAGACGGGGAAGAAGUACUUGCCAUUCAGUGUAAUGAUGUCCUGAGGGAUAUACGAGACGGAAAAAAAGAUCUGGAUAAGCCGUUGAAUCUUACAGACAACGAGAAGUAUGGUCUAAGAUUUCUUUGCCACCUUGUAGAUAAACGCUCAUCAGUCGUCACAGAAGAUAUGUUUGGAUUCUUUUCGAACAUUUAUUUCCUGACUGCAUUAAAGAUUGAAAACAUCAGCUUUGCCAAUUGUGUUAGUGACGGUGAAAUCAUAUCUAGUUCUUUACAUCAAAUACUUAGAGAUAUGUCAAGGUGUUUUCCUAGGAACAGUUGUCCUCACCACCGUUCUUGUCGCUUUUUUCGUCCCAUUUUAUUUGGUCGUUACCUUGCAUUCGUUUUGCAAGCUGCACAUGCGAAGGGAUUGAGUGUAGAAAUUACGCCAAUACCACGUUUUCCUUAUUUUGAUGAGAAGAGAUUAUUGCAGACUAAGAUCGAACGCAGUUCACUAGAGUAUCUACUUAAAUGUAAGGAUGGGUUUAUAGCUGUUUUCGUAUCUUGUUCAAAUUCACUGUCUGAAACUGCAGUAUAUACGUUCAAUGUUGAUGGACGCUGUAUCACGUGGAAAUCCUUUCCUGGCGAAGGGCUCAUAACCACCUCUCCGAACAUCAACUUCAUCGUUGUUGUCCAAGAAAAUGGGAACAAGAUUGAUAUAUUAGACGCAACAACACUUGAAGUGAUCAGUCAAUACGAAUUUCCCCAUGAUGCAAUACAAACAUGUCACGUGUUUGAAGACGAUCAGGGUUGCUUCGUUGUCAUCAAGGGUUAUCAUGACAAGGUUUACGUCAUUGAAGGAUUAACGGGACACGUACAUAACACCAUUACAGUGAGUGAAGAUAGUACUGUAAUGGACGUUAGCUGCGAAGGCCAUAUUGUGGUGACAAGAACAUGGGGUCGCGAGGAGCCAGAAAACGUAAAUACCUUUACCACUAAAGAUGAUGAAGUAGAGCUGAUGAAUUGGAGGAAGUCCGUUGACGUUUUUCGGACACAAUCUAAAGCGCACGAUAUCUACACCUACCGAGAAAUCCUCCUAUAUCACUAUGACAGGACAAAGCAGCCCAUUCGCAUUUACCCACUAGCAAAAAAGAUGUGCAGUUGUCAGUUUCUCUGUUAUUCCAUUACUAAUAUAGACGAAGUGGUUCAUGUUUCUGAAGAUGGAUGCCUUCUUGCAUAUCAUUAUAAGGAUUCCAUAUUCAUAGUCAACACGUCAGAUGGCUCUUUGUUUAAACGUUGGGCAUUUGACGUAUUGACGGUAUCGUGGCUUGAUAUUUUGUUCGUAUCAAGGUCAUAUCUCGUGAUCUCUGAUAUGAGUGUCAUGUUCGUGAUAAAUCUCCAAACAGAAGAGAUUGAGCACAGAAUCUAUCUUCCUUAUCCUGCUUUCCAAAAUAGCAAACAAUACCUUCUGGUGCCAGAAGAAGAUGGAAAGUCCUUCAACUCGAUCAGCAGUCAUUUCAAUAAUUCUUUUUAUGAAGUGUCAAGACUUGUGUUUCAUAAUUUAAACCUCCAAGCUUUUCAAUAAAGACACACGUCUUCAAUGGAUCUCAGUUGAGAACAAAUUUGACAAGUUUACACGUGACUACAAACGGAAUCUUAAGAAAAUGUCACUGACCACAAGGAGAAGC
Molecule: messenger RNA, 3677 nt
Organism: Actinia tenebrosa (Australian red waratah sea anemone)
Lineage: Eukaryota; Metazoa; Cnidaria; Anthozoa; Actiniaria; Actiniidae
Source: RefSeq, a predicted model, not a curated record